This is a messenger RNA of Oryza sativa Japonica Group (Japanese rice), 1620 nucleotides long. Its product is annotated as protein CUP-SHAPED COTYLEDON 1. Gene Ontology annotation, molecular function: DNA binding. The record is from RefSeq and is a predicted model, not a curated record. NCBI's taxonomy places the organism in Eukaryota, Viridiplantae, Streptophyta, Magnoliopsida, Poales, Poaceae. Gene Ontology annotation, biological process: regulation of DNA-templated transcription.
AAGUACUGUUCCAUGACACGGCAUGGAUCGAGCUUUCUACAGUAGCUACUGGCUAGCUAUCGAGCUUUCGUUUCCCAGCAAGCUAGCUCGCUUGGCCCCUCUCGCCGGCGCUCUUCUCUAUAAAAAGGACUCGAUCGAGAGCUCCAACCACUCUCAAAAUUUACACCUAUAUCUAUCUAUAUUUCUCGUUUGUGCUCGGGCUAGCUCACCAUAUGCGUAAAAUUCUGUAGCCAAAAGGAGCAAGCAAACUAGGAGGAGGAUUAGUUCUUGCGCAUCGCUUCUGAGCUCGAUCUACGUCGUCCGGCCGGCCGGGAGGGAUCGAUCGAUGGGUCUGAGGGAGAUCGAGUCGACAUUGCCGCCGGGGUUCAGGUUCUACCCGAGCGACGAGGAGCUGGUCUGCCACUACCUCUACAAGAAGGUGUCCAACGAGCGCGCCUCGCAGGGGACGCUGGUGGAAGUCGACCUCCAUGCGCGCGAGCCAUGGGAGCUUCCCGACGUGGCGAAGCUGACGGCGAGCGAGUGGUACUUCUUCAGCUUCAGGGACCGAAAGUACGCGACGGGGUCGCGCACGAACCGCGCCACCAAGACAGGCUACUGGAAGGCCACCGGCAAGGACCGCGAGGUGCGCAGCCCGGCCACGCGCGCCGUCGUCGGCAUGCGGAAGACGCUCGUCUUCUACCAGGGCCGCGCCCCCAACGGCGUCAAGUCCGGCUGGGUCAUGCACGAGUUCCGCCUCGACUCGCCGCAUUCUCCACCAAAGGAGGAUUGGGUGCUUUGCAGGGUGUUUCAGAAGAGCAAGGGAGACGGCGAGCAAGACAACCCCACCAGCGCAGCCUCCCCGGCGGCGACCUUCGCCGGCUCGUCGCAGGCGGCGGUGCCUGGCCAAGCCGCGUACAGCAGCGACGACCAUACGGGCUCGUCGAUGGGAUUCGCGCCGAGGCAGAACGAGAUACUCGACAGCUCGAGCCAUCAGUUGCUGAACUUGGCGAUGCUGCAGUGCAACUCGGUUCUCGAUCAUUUCCCGCAGGAGGUGAACAGCUCGCCGAUGAUGGGGUUGGCAGGGUCCAUCGGAAUUGGGGAUGAAUACGGCUUCUUCUACGAUACCGGCUUCGAGGAGACGGCGAGCCUCGGGGGCAUGAGGUUCCCACAAGGGUGGAGUUGAUGCCAAUUGAUCGUGCAUGCAGUGAGAUCAUCGUGCCUGCGCGCAUUUGCGAAGGAAAAUGAUUGAAUUAAUUCCAUUGAUACAGUUAUUUCGUCCUAAAAAAAUAAACUAUUGCUACUGUAGGUAGUGUUUGGUUUAGCAUAGAACCUGCAUGAGAUGGUUCGGUCACUUGAACUGUAUAUAUAUUGUGUGAGUCAAAAUGUAUCGCUCUACUCGUAUGCAAGUUGAUACAAUCCAUCCCAAAGUUCCAGUUCAUAGAUCAAACGAUCUAUGAGCUAUCAAACUGGAUUUGUUGUUACAAAUUAAUGGCAUUUCCACUUGUUAAAUAGUUUUUUUUCCCUCCAUGUAUGCUAUGCUCUUUUUUAUUUGCAAAGUGGCCAUGAGUUUAAUAUAAAGUUUCUGUAAAGAAAAAUUUUACAGUAAUUAAGAAAGUACCUAUAAGUAUCUGUAAGUAAGUA